Molecule: messenger RNA, 3288 nt
Organism: Anarrhichthys ocellatus (wolf-eel)
Lineage: Eukaryota; Metazoa; Chordata; Actinopteri; Perciformes; Anarhichadidae
Product: CD209 antigen-like
Exons: 7
Coding region: 265-1644 (459 amino acids)
Source: RefSeq, a predicted model, not a curated record
UUUUCCAUGAUCUCACACAGUCGUCUUAAUGCCCUCAUGACCGAGGAGGAGGCAGGUUUCUUCCCCACUGAAGACAAGUGUGAAGUUACCCUACAAGGAUUUAAAGUCAGUGUGGCACUUAUUGAAGCAAGUGUGAUGCGUUUGCAGGGUGUAGUUACAGGAAGUCAAUAGGUUAGGUUUUACUCUCCAAGAUUUCCUUCAUAUUUCCAAUUAUUUCACUUUGUCAUCAUCUUUACAAGCUGAGCUCAUGAAUCAGAUGCAAAGAUGACUGUCGAGUACCGCUCCUCUACAGUGACAAACAUGGACAUUGACAACAGUAAAGUUGGCUAUAGACAACUUUUAGGAGAUGGCAGCAAGCUCCGGUAUUCAGUUUAUGCAUUGAGAAACAGCCCUUUCAAGGCUGCUACAGUUGUUCUUGGGCUGCUGUGUGCUCUCCUGUUGUUUGGGGUCAUAGGUCAGAGUGUCCACUACCGAAAAGUAGAGCAAGACCAUCAGAACAACCUAAAAGCUGCGAGUAACGAGAAAGAGAAACUACAGGAGAACCUGAAGAAGGUGCAGAAUGAUGUAAAAAAGCUUGAGACUAGCCGUAGUCUGUUAGAGCAAAGUAACAAAGUCUUAUCUACAAGGAAAGAGCAAAUACAGACCAAUAUCAGAUUGCUGACAGAAAAUACAAACACACUUCAACUUAGCCAAAACACGUUAAAGGCCAGUAACAGCGCUUUCAGCAAAGAGAUAGAAGAGCUAAAAGCCGAUAUAGACCUGUUACAGAAUAACAGCAAAGCUGUGACUACAGCCAAAGGCGUGUUACAAGAUCGAUAUGAUUCAGUUUUGAAACGCAAAAAUGAGGUACAGGCCAGUUUUGAAUCAGUGACCAAAGACAAGAACAAUUUACAGAACAAAUUAAAUAAUGUAACUAGAUCAAGAGAGCAUCUGCAGUUGAGCUACAAUGACUUGAUUAAGAAGGUAGAGCAUUUGCAGGUCAGAUACAACUUAUCUAGCAGUGAGAAAGAGAAGAUAGAAAGCAGUCACCAAAGCCUGACAAUAUCAAAAGACAGUCUGCAGGACUCUUGCAACAUACUGUCAAAAGCGACAGAUGAGCUGCAGGUUUCUUACGCGUCCUUGGUUCAGGAAAAAGAAGAGCUUGAAAGCAGUUGCAAAAAUGCAAUUGUGGAGAGAGACCAGUUGAAGGCGAAAAAUGACAACCUGACUGCUGUACAGGCAGAGUUGGACAGACUGAAGAAAAUACCCCCAGCUAAGAAGUGCCCCACUGGCUGGACAAGGUCUCAGUACAGCUGCUACUUUACCUCGGUUGGCAAAAGUAACUGGACUCUGGGCAGAGACUACUGUCAAAGCAAAGGCGCAGACCUGGCUGUCAUAAAAAGUCAAGAGGAAAUGCUCUUCAUCAAUGGCUUGUAUGCAAGUGACAAAGAAGUCUGGAUUGGAUUGACUGAUGGAGGAGUAGAGGGUCAGUGGAAAUGGGUAGAUGGGACACCAAUGACCACAACGUUCUGGGGCAAAGACCAGCCCAACAGCUUUGACGGGAGGAACCAGGACUGUGUGGAAUUCUGGCACAGUGCGAAAGGGAAGGGCACCUGGAAUGAUGAGAUGUGUAACAUAGAACAACAGUUCAUCUGUGAGAUGUAGUAUGUACAGAGGUGUUGAGGUCUGGCUAGCUGUGCUGAUGAUCAUUAUGUAUCAGUGUAGUCCUAAAGUAUGCAUAUUGGACUGUUGUAAAUUGGAAAUAACAGAAAUAUCAGACACAAUUUGUUUAAAAAUGUAUAUUAUGUGACCAGUUAACACACAAUGACUGAUGAGUAUUAUGAAGUUAUGGCUUCUUGUGUGACCGGUCCAGGGAGUAUGAAGGUUCACACAUAAUCCAACAACCGUUCAAUCUGUAUUCUAUAUAAAUUAACAGAUGGAAAAAAAGCUGCUUGCAUUGCAAUUAAAAUGCUUUUUUUGCUUAUUCUAUAUUCUUAUAAACACAUUUCAAUGUAUAUUCAUGUAAACACAGUUUGAAUAAAAUAAUUCAUCUUGUGCCACUAAUUUAAUGUAUGACACUAAUAGUUUACUCAGAGUUCAUUCAUAUGCUCCAGUAGUUUGGAGCAUAUACCUAAAGCUAUAGUUAUUAGAAGGAUAUUGCUAUUUAAGAAAUAAAUAAAUCAGAGUAUUAGUAAUUACCUGUGUUGGCUCUCCAACAACACUUUCCUUUGUAUGUGUGAAAUUGUGAACAAAUUCCAUACAUUAAUCAGUAGUCACUAACGUGAUCCAGGUUAUGGAUUAGGUUAUGGGAUGUCAUUAAGAAGUAUUAGUGUGUAAGGCCUUGUUAAGGGAAUACAUCACCCCAAAAAUCCCCAUGAUCAUUUAUCAAUUUCUCACCCUGUGUUUCCUUUUCUUGCAUGCCUCCAAGGUGAACGAAGAACUCAAAACUGAGAAAAGUCUUAAUGAAUAGAAGUAAAUGGGGGCCACGUUCAUAACAACUGCAAAACUAUAUCAAAACAUAUGUUCACCAACUCUCAAACAACCUGCGCAGUGUAAUACCACCCUAAUGUAUCCAGCUGUAUGCUCACUUCAUCCCAAAUGUUUGCUAAAACCUUACUUUUUCAAAUACUACAGCAUAAACUGUUUCCUCCGUCUUUCUUCAUUCAAUGUGGAGGCAUGCAAAAACAACCAAAUUUGUCUUUAAGAAUUCAAGGUAACUAGGAGGCCAAUAUCAUUUUGUGCAUACCAACAUGUUGGACGUACUACCUACUGUAUGGAGGAAGAAGAGAGGUACAGAGUUGGUGGAACAGCUUCAGAAGGACACUAGGUUGAAGAAGGCCAACAUCACUAAGAAUUUACAUGUGAUGGAGUUUCAGACACUCGCAGCUUCUACAUUCGUCUGGUUUGGCAAAGAAAUCCACUGAUGGCUCAGCGUGAGACUGCACAUGCAUUGAAAAGAGACUGAUAGCGGCGGACCUCAAAAAGUGCCAGGAAAGAGGUCAUCUGACACACUUGAUUAGCAAUUAGAUCGAUUCUGGAAGUUAAGAUACAGGAAAUUGAUGUGAACACAGAGAAAGUGAAGCUGAAUAAUUUCAGGGAAGCAUGUCUCCAUCACCAUAAUGCGAGUUCAAUUUUGGUGGAGAAAUAAUACAGGAAAGGUAUUUGGUCAAUAAAAACUAGUUUAUUGUCAUUCUUAUUCACUUCUGUUUAUCUACAAUGCAUUUCUUAAAAUAUCUGACCUCUCGAAGACUGUAGAAUUAAAACAUUCAAUAUGUAUAUAUGAUUGCAUAAAAUAAACAUGUACUUGGA